CUAUUUGAUAUAAUCAGUAUGUUGUUAUGUUUAUUUAUUUGAACAAAACCACAUUUCUUCCUCUUCUUCCCUCCCAGAGUGACCGACUACUCAUUAAAGGUGGAAGAAUUAUCAAUGAUGACCACUCCUUCUAUGCGGACCUAUACCUGGAAGAUGGAAUUAUAAAGCAAAUAGGAGAGAAUCUAAUUGUUCCUGGAGGAGUCAAGACCAUAGAGGCUAAUGGGCGCAUGGUUAUCCCUGGGGGAAUAGAUGUCAACACUUACCUACAAAAGCCCUACCAAGGAAUGACUACUGUUGAUGACUUCUAUCAAGGCACAAAAGCAGCUGUAGCAGGGGGCACAACCAUGAUCAUUGACCACGUGCUUCCAGAGCCUGGAUCAAGUUUACUGACAUCCUUUGAGAAGUGGCACGAGGCAGCUGACACCAAAUCUUGUUGUGAUUACUCUCUCCACGUGGACAUCACUAGUUGGUAUGAUGGGAUUCGAGAAGAGCUGGAAGUACUGGUGCAAGAUAAAGGUGUUAACUCUUUUCAAGUCUACAUGGCAUACAAGGAUCUCUACCAAAUGUCUGACAGCCAGCUUUAUGAAGCCUUUACCUUUCUAAAAAGCCUUGGGGCUGUCAUCCUGGUGCAUGCUGAAAAUGGAGACUUGAUAGCUCAGGAACAAAAGCGCAUCCUGGAGAUGGGAAUCACGGGACCAGAGGGACAUGCCCUGAGCAGGCCUGAGGAGCUUGAAGCAGAAGCAGUUUUCCGUGCCAUCACCAUUGCCAGUAGAAUAAACUGCCCAGUGUACAUCACCAAGGUGAUGAGUAAGAGUGCAGCUGAUAUCAUUGCCCUGGCCAGAAAGAGAGGUCCCCUUGUUUUUGGAGAGCCGAUCACUGCCAGCUUGGGGACAGAUGGGACACAUUACUGGAGCAAAAACUGGGCCAAGGCUGCAGCUUUUGUGACCUCACCACCUCUGAGCCCUGAUCCUACCACUCCAGAUUACUUAAAUUCGCUUUUAGCAUGUGGGGACCUGCAGGUGACGGGAAGUGGACAUUGCCCUUACAGCACUGCCCAGAAAGCCAUUGGAAAGGACAACUUCACUAUGAUUCCUGAAGGGGUCAAUGGGAUUGAGGAGAGAAUGACUGUUGUCUGGGACAAGGCUGUAGCCACAGGUAAGAUGGAUGAAAGCCAAUUUGUAGCUGUCACCAGCACCAAUGCUGCCAAAAUCUUCAACCUGUAUCCAAGAAAAGGCCGGAUUGCUGUUGGAUCAGAUGCUGAUGUUGUUAUUUGGGACCCUGAUAAGGUGAAGACUAUAACAGCUAAAAGCCAUAAAUCGGCUGUUGAGUACAACAUCUUUGAAGGAAUGGAGUGCCACGGUGCCCCGCUAGUGGUCAUAAGCCAAGGGAAGAUUGUGUAUGAAGAUGGGAACCUGCACGUAAAUAAAGGAAUGGGCCGUUUCAUCCCUCGCAAACCCUUCCCUGAAUAUCUUUACCAGCGGAUCAAAAUCAGGAAUAAGGUGGGAGGACUGCAAGGAGUCUCCAGAGGAAUGUAUGAUGGGCCUGUGUAUGAAAUCCCUGCUACGCCAAAAUAUGCAACUCCUGCACCCUCAACUAAAUCCUCCCCUGCCAAAAACCAGCCCCCACCAAUCAGAAACCUCCAUCAGUCUAAUUUUAGCUUAUCAGGAGCUCAGAUAGAUGACAACAAUCCCCGCCGCACUGGACAUCGCAUCGUGGCACCUCCUGGUGGUCGUUCUAAUAUUACCAGUCUUGGCUGAAAAAUGGUGAUGGACAGAAACACGAGGAGGAAGGAUCAUGGGAAUAAUGUACAUUCCCUUCAAUAUCUGUGUUACUGAACCCACAGUUUUACUUGGUACUAAUGGAAAUAAAAACGAAAUG
Messenger RNA from Meleagris gallopavo (turkey), 1878 nucleotides. NCBI's taxonomy places the organism in Eukaryota, Metazoa, Chordata, Aves, Galliformes, Phasianidae. The record is from RefSeq and is a predicted model, not a curated record.